AUGUUCAACGUAAUAAAUAUAACACCAAAGAACACAAUCACCAACAUCACCAGUAAGGACAGUGCCACUAGUAUCGCCACCAGUAAGGACAGUGCCACUAGUAUCACCACCAGUAAGGACAGUGCCACUAGUAAGGACAGUGCCACAAGUAUCACCAGUAAGGACAGUGCUACUAGUAUCACCACCAGUAAGGACAGUGCCACUAGUAUCACCACCAGUAAGGACAGUGCCACUAGUAUCACCACCAGUAAGGACAGUGCCACCAGUAUCACCAGUAAGGACAGUGCCACUAGUAUCACCACCAGUAAGGACAGUGCCACUAGUAUCACCACCAGUAAGGACAGUGCCACCAGUAUCACCAGUAAGGACAGUGCCACUAGUAUCACCACCAGUAAGGACAGUGCCACUAGUAUCGCCACCAGUAAGGACAGUGCCACAACAGCACCAAAAGCCGUGUAA
Messenger RNA from Homarus americanus (American lobster), 459 nucleotides. RefSeq names its product pentatricopeptide repeat-containing protein At3g13150-like. The transcript has a single exon. NCBI's taxonomy places the organism in Eukaryota, Metazoa, Arthropoda, Malacostraca, Decapoda, Nephropidae. Bases 1 to 459 code for a protein of 152 amino acids. The record is from RefSeq and is a predicted model, not a curated record.